Messenger RNA from Coregonus clupeaformis (lake whitefish), 2521 nucleotides. RefSeq names its product cell division cycle associated 7b (gene cdca7b). The record is from RefSeq and is a predicted model, not a curated record. Bases 228 to 1445 code for a protein of 405 amino acids. NCBI's taxonomy places the organism in Eukaryota, Metazoa, Chordata, Actinopteri, Salmoniformes, Salmonidae. Gene Ontology annotation, cellular component: nucleus. The transcript has 10 exons. Gene Ontology annotation, biological process: regulation of DNA-templated transcription.
AGAGAGACUCGGAGUUGAAAAUUAAUUUUAAUGAUAAUACAAAUCAAUCGGAUAACUACUUCUACAUACAAUAAAAGUAUUAUGGGCUCACAAAACCAAGUCAUCAAGCCUGAAAACCUAUUUGAUUGAAAUUAAAAACUGGACUGCACCCCUGCCUUUUGAGCCAAGUACAUUCAUUCUUUGUUGAGUGAACUGCAUGUGACAAUUCGUCUCUCAAACGAGUUAAAAUGCAGUUAUCAUCAAAGACCCCCAGGGCCCUGGCGGCCAUCUUUGAGAGUCCCAGUGAUGACGAGGACUUCCUGGGUUUCGCCAUGUCACUGCCUAGUGACAGCGAAUCAGACGACGGCAGGGACAGCCUUGCCUCUGAGGACUCUGGGAAGCCGUGCGUAGCGGAGGAGAGUGAUGAGGACACAGGUUUCUACUCCGAGGGGGAGGAGCCAGACACACACAAAAGGAGGAGUCUCUGUGUUGCCUUUAGAUUUCCCACCAAAAGACUCUCUGCCCAGAAAGGGGAGGCACCAAAGAAACCCCAGCCAAUCACUACCGCCCCUCCGGAGAGGAGAACCAAUGAAAGGCUGCAUCUGAAAAGGGGUGUGUCUCAGGUGUCCAGUGGGAUGGUGACACGGGGUCAGAAACAACCUCUAAAAAAAGAGGUAGAGGAGGAGAAAGAAGAGAAGGAGGUUGAGUCUCCAGUUCUAAAUAAACGAGCCAAGAACAUCCAGGAGAACAAGGCCAUGUUGGCCAAGCUGUUUGCUGACCUGACCAAUAUGGCUGAACUCACCCCCUCUACCACGAAGAAGAGGCGUGUGAGUGAGAAGCCAACCCCUCGUAGACGAGGUGUGUAUGAGGGGGGUGAGAGGAGGAACCCAUCGCGUGCGGCCAGACCGCCAGAGAAGUUUGGGGUGGAGGAGAAGAGUAACUCCCCCUCACGACACAACAGAUCUGUGAGGACUAUUGAUGUCAGGAAACUACUGGAGGUGGAUGAUGAUUUGAGUAGAAGUGGGAGGAAGAGGAGGGCGAGCAGUGGGAAGAGGAGGAAGAUUACACAUGUGAGAUCAGUCGACGAGAUCACAGAGGAAGAGCUGGACAAUGUGGCGGAAGGCGCCAAAGACAAGAUACUGGACAAGGACCACGGCAGCACGUGUCACCAGUGCAGACAGAAGACUCUGGACACCAAGACGGUGUGUCGUAGCGGAGUAUGUUCAGGGGGCAAAGGUCAGUUUUGUGGGCCCUGUCUGAGGAACCGCUACGGAGAGGAUGUACGCUCCGCCCUGCUGGACCCAGACUGGGAGUGUCCUCUGUGUAGAGGUAUCUGUAACUGCAGUCUGUGUCGACGGAGAGAAGGACGUUGUGCAACAGGACAACUCGUCCAUUUGGCUCAACACAAGGGCCACAGCAACGUCCAAGAUUACCUGGAGAGCAUCCAAAAAGAUCUUAGAGCCUAGAGACAGACCAGACAAGCAGACAGCUCCCCCCGUUGGUCAGGACAGAGAAUUACACCCUGGAGGCCCGGAGGGAGAGACCCAGCAGAGAGGGUGCGUCUCAAUAAUCUCACCUUUCUCCUGAAGUGUACACUCGUUCAAUACUUCCCACACAUCUGAAAGCAUUGGAUUUGCAGAGGCAUGGGCUAAAGGGAGUUUCCACCAUAUUUCUUAUACCAGUCAUUUCCCUUCAAAUCAAUGUAUGGAAGUGAACAAGUGCAAGCUUUGGGCAGAAGGAGAGAUAAUUAGGACAUAGUCAUACUGACACACAGCAUUAUCCUGCUUUAGUACUUCCACAGUUCAGACUAGAGUCCAGGGUUUUGGAUCUCGAGGUAGUCUAGAACAGUGUUCCUCAAUCUCUGCCACUUUCCUCUGACACCCUAUUUAAUCACAGUCAUGUUCAGUAGGGAGACAACGUUUUGAAACGGGAGGUAGUACCUGAACCUUUCCAGUAAGAACAUAGAAUUAACAUUUACUUUGCAAAAUGUUUUGCUACGGUGUACACCACUGAAUAUGACCCAGGAAAACCAGAACUUGUGGAUCCCUGCAACACAGGUCUAGAUGGAUAUCUGUGGUUCCAAGGCUGUGUUUACACAGGCAGCCCAAUUCGGAAAUUCUUAAAUCAUAUUUUUAUGCAUCAGCAGUUAGGCAGUGGAGUUGAACUUUUAUUAGACCAGGGAUGAGACGGAGGAUAAAGACUGUUAAAUUGCAUACCUUUUUAAUUUGGGGAAUAAAGUUUACGCACCUAUUAUUAUGCUAAAUUAGCAUAGUUUACGUAACUCGAGAGUUAACGCACCUAUUUUACCGCUGCAUCCCUGGUAGUAAGACAUGGUCUACCUUUUACUAAAAGGAACAUAACAUAUUCCCUUGAUUAUAGACCAUAGCCAAUAUAAUUGGACCUGUGACAUGUAUAGUGUACGGUUUAAUACACUUUGUUUUAAUGUUUUUUGUUCUAUAUUGAGUUAAAGUUUUAAGACUGCUUCUGAAAGUGGACACUGUAUGUUAGUUGAAUCUGAAUAAAUAACUGAAUUUAUAACGUU